Messenger RNA from Panicum virgatum (switchgrass), 1174 nucleotides. RefSeq lists its product as uncharacterized. The coding region runs from base 69 to 830 and encodes 253 amino acids. The transcript has 3 exons. The record is from RefSeq and is a predicted model, not a curated record. NCBI's taxonomy places the organism in Eukaryota, Viridiplantae, Streptophyta, Magnoliopsida, Poales, Poaceae. Gene Ontology annotation, cellular component: plasma membrane.
GAAGCUACCACCCACUAGUCUCCUUCCCCAACCCGAUCCCCCGCCUCCCCACCGCAACCGCGUCGGCGAUGGCAUCCGCCGGCGCCGGCGACGGCGAGAAGCCCCGCGCGCACCUCGCGAGCCCGCUCCUCUCUCCGCCCCAGCUGCCCCCGCAUCAGCCCUACUACGCCUACCCGGCCGCCGCCUACGCGCACCCCGCGGCGGCCCCUCCCCCUCCCCCGACGCUCGUCUUCGUGCCGGCGCCCUGCUCCCCGGUGCUCGUCCGCCUCCGCCGCCUGCGCCCGCGCCGCGUGCCGGGCCUCUGCCGCGCCUGCGCCCGGACCGCCCUCCCGCUCCUCCUCGCCCUCGCGCUCCUCGCGGCCGCCGCCUUCCUGCUCUACCCCUCGCCCCCCGCCGCGCGCGUCGAGGGGCUCCGCGUCGACCGCUUCCGCGCCGACCCGCCCGCGCUCGACCUCGGCCUCGCGCUGCGGCUCCGCGUCCGCAACACGGGCUUCGUCCUCCCGCUCCGCUACCGCGCGGUCUCCGCCGCCGUCUCGUACCGCGGCCACCUGCUCGGGUCCGCCAGGGCGCGGCCCGGGUCCGGCGAGCUCGCGGGCAGGGGCGAGGUGUACGCGGACGCCGAGGUGUGGGUGGACGCCGGGAGGGUGCUGGAUGACGUGGUCGACCUCAUCGCGGACCUGGCCACCGGCUCCGUGCCGCUGGAGAUCGUCACGGAGGUGGUCGGCUCGGUCAGGGUUUUCCGUUUCCACAUCCCUGUGAAGGGGCUUAUAUCAUGCUCGGUGAAUAUCAGCCCAGAGACUCAGAGAAUCAUAAGCCAGGAUUGCUAUUAAGUGACAGUGAUUUGAGCACUUGGUGGAACAUAAUUGUACAAUUACUCUGGAAGAUACUAUCAAGUUGCAGAGCCUCCUGGAUGGAACUGGAGUGCCUAUCUGUAUAUAAUGUGGAUACUGUGCUGUGUAGGCUGGAAUAAGAAGAUGUGAGUGGCAUCAUGUUGGGCCGCAGGGUAUAUGCUGUGUCUUGCAUACAUGUCAGAACUGCUUAUGUCUGUAUCUGUAAUUUAUUAAAUGCUAAAGCAUCUAGAUGUACCAUAGCAUAGAAAUGAAACAUGGGUGUAUCAUUGGACCUGACUGAGCAUGUAUGUUGUUUAGUGCAUCUGUUGCCGACUUGCAUUGCA